AUGCAAAGAAUGAAGAGGAUGAGAGGGUGGUGGGAUAGAGUGGGUAGGUGGGCGAGGGUUCCAAUCAAGGGAAUUUAUGCAAUUUUGCAAGUUGGAUGCGGGCUAAUAAUGGUGGGCGCGGAGAUAAGUGUGCCUAAUCACUUUUGCGAUAGACGCCCGAGAGACCGGUUACGCAACCGAAACGUGGGUUUCCGGGUCUUUUUGCGAAAUGCAACCCUCUUGAAGGUACUGCUCUUCUUUCUGCUGUUGGUAGAGAGGGGUAGAGGAAACGGUUACCACAGCCACGUUGAUGAGCCACACCCGUGGUUGUUUGAAUGCAGGAUGUUUUGCGUAAAAUGGGCAAGGAAAAAUAUGAAAAGAUCCUCUGACGCCUUCUAUAAGUUGGGAAAUGUUCCUCAAACGUGGAGCGGCGUAUCUUUGUGUGUUGCCCACUCCACCGACGGUUUUGUGAUGUAA
Messenger RNA from Microsporum canis CBS 113480, 456 nucleotides. RefSeq lists its product as uncharacterized. The transcript has 3 exons. NCBI's taxonomy places the organism in Eukaryota, Fungi, Ascomycota, Eurotiomycetes, Onygenales, Arthrodermataceae. The record is from RefSeq and is a predicted model, not a curated record. The coding region runs from base 1 to 456 and encodes 151 amino acids.